This is a messenger RNA of Ooceraea biroi (clonal raider ant), 906 nucleotides long. RefSeq lists its product as uncharacterized. Lineage: Eukaryota; Metazoa; Arthropoda; Insecta; Hymenoptera; Formicidae. Gene Ontology annotation, cellular component: ciliary basal body; axoneme. Gene Ontology annotation, biological process: cilium assembly. The record is from RefSeq and is a predicted model, not a curated record.
AUGUUGAAAGAAUUUCUAGCCGAGCAGGCGGAACUACGAAAGAAGAACAAGUUCCUCGAGGCGUGGAUCAUCAAACACAUGAAAAAGAUACAAGAGAAAGUGACUACUACUGACGUGACAGAGCCCGAGCAAAUGGAGCAGAUUUAUAGACAAACGUUGCAGACGUACAAGCUACGUCGCGACGACAUAAUGGAGCGGAGGGCGCGUACGACGGCCGAUGUGCAGAGUUACGAAGACAAAGUGCGGAAGACGCGCGACGAGAACGCGCGAGUGUUUAACGAACUUCUGGACCGCGAGCGGGAAGUGGCGACAGGUCUCAUUUACACCAAGACUGGAGGAAAGAUCACCGAGAGGGCCAUCAACGAGAUAACCCGCCGGCAGUACCGUCUUGAGGACCUGAAUUCGCAGCUGAGGGACCUGGAAGCGCUCGGCGAGGGGAUGACCACUAUGGACUACGAGGCUCUGCACGUAGCUCAGAUCAAUUGCAGGGACAAGUUGGACGAGCGUGACAGAGAGCUGGAAAAAUUGCGCUCCAAAAUUGCUCAAGUGGUUAACGGAAUCGCUCACUACAAGGAGAAGGAGACGUGCCUCGCGGAGGAUAUCGAGUUUGAAGAACACGAAUUGAACGAGCAUUGCGAGCAGGCAAUCAGAGUUCGUGAGGACGUCAACAAGCUCCAUUUAAUUCUGAGAGAUUUACGGCGGGCUCACGACGCGAAGCGGCACGACGCCGGGCUGCUGAUGGCUCAACCGGUGCUGCGCGAGAUGGAGAAGACGAUGAAGUUGCUGGACGUCUUGAGGAACGACAUUGAGAUAAUCAAGCAGGAGAUUCAGCAGGACGGCCCUGCGAACAGGAGGAAGACGACGAGCGCCGAGGCAUCAGCAAUGACGACGAUGACGCAGGACUAA